Podospora anserina S mat+ is the source of this 837-nucleotide messenger RNA. RefSeq lists its product as uncharacterized. NCBI's taxonomy places the organism in Eukaryota, Fungi, Ascomycota, Sordariomycetes, Sordariales, Podosporaceae. The coding region runs from base 1 to 837 and encodes 278 amino acids. Gene Ontology annotation, biological process: regulation of translational initiation. The record is from RefSeq and is a predicted model, not a curated record. Gene Ontology annotation, molecular function: translation initiation factor activity; ribosome binding. Gene Ontology annotation, cellular component: eukaryotic translation initiation factor 3 complex; cytoplasm. The transcript is spliced from 2 exons.
AUGCGAGAGGAGAGCGGGAAAGGAAAGAUUCUUGACGGGUUCGCGCAAGACCCCCCGAGUGUCGCUUUUCCUCCUGCAACCCACCCCUCCUCACACAUCACCAUGGCCAGCACACUCAAUAUGAACGGCGAGGACCCCGUCGAACGGCCUCAGCAGAUCCGCGACAUCAUAGGAGGUCUCGAGCGGUACAACCCCCAGGCCGCUGAGGUCCUCGAGGCCUACCUCCAGCAGCAAUGUGAGGAGAAAUUCACCGACUGCAACGCCAACAGGGCACUGUUGAAGCUGUACCAGCUCAACCCAGACAGGAUCAAGGACGAGAUCGUCACCAACGUCCUCGUCAAGACAAUGACCCAGUUCCCCUCCCCUCAGUUCGACCUUGCCCUUCACCUCCUCUCCCCAUCAUACUCCAACCCCGGCCCAGGCUCCUCUUCCGACCUCGCCGAAGCUGUCGCCAAGCUUAGAACACUCAACAGCCACCUCGAGGGCGCCAGAUACGACCACUUCUGGGCCACCCUCGAGAGCGACGAUAUCUACGCGGACCUCACCACCGACAUUAAGGGUUUCGAGGAGAUCAUCCGCGUCAAGAUCGCCCAGCUCAUCAGUCUCGCCUUCCGUGAGAUCAAUAUCAGCGUCCUCGAAAGCUACCUCGGUCUCCGCAGCGAAGCCGAGGUCAAGACCUUUGUCACCGAGACCUGCGGCUGGAAGGUCGGUGACGACGGCAUCGUUCACAUUCCUAAGAACUCUGAGAACGAGGCCAAAAAGACCGAGAUCCGCGAGGACGUCUCCAUUGACAUGUUCAGCCGUGUCAUCAAGAGGAGCUGGGAGGAGAAUGCUUAA